UCCUUAUACCCUGCUGAGUGCUGAUUACUGUCGGUAAGACGGUUACUUUUGACAGGUUUGUUCGUUACGGGGAGUGAAGAAACUUCAUCCAAUACUUUAGAAGAUGGAUCUUGCACUAAAAAAACAUGCUGAUGAGAAUUCUUCGGUGGACAAAAAAGCGGAUGAUUAUAAGCAUCACUCAAUCCCUUCUAGAUUUUAUUAGUGCGGGAGAUUUCGAAUCAUAUUCUUACAAUGUGGAUACCUUUACCUACUGGAUGCUGAAAUUUUUUUGCAGAAAACUCUGUGAUCCUUCGCUUACUGCAUUUGAACCAGAGGCACUGGGGCAUCUUGUAACCGGGAUGGAUUUCCAUCAGUUUUACUUCGAUAAUCAUACACCGCGUGGAUCCAAGUCUGUUCAAACGUCCCUGGUGAAUCCGCAAGUUCACCUCCUAGGCGAGGAUGCGGCCUCGAUCGCCUACAUCCGUUUGAUCCAGACUACUGACAAAUCGGGUGUUGUAUCAACGCAGUCUUUUGAGGAGAGCCGUGUAUGGCAUAAACGCGAAGGACGCUGGCAGUUAGUGCAUUUUCAUCGUUCUGGCGGGCGUCUGACCACCAAGACACCGGCAUAAACUCUUUGAUUCGGGUAUGUUAUUACUCUUCAUACUAUGAUUUUUACUUACUGUUUUUGCUUUGAUGGUAAGAAAAUUAAAUUAUAUGCGUCACUUCCAUGGUAGAAACUGUUGCACUUCG
Molecule: messenger RNA, 729 nt
Organism: Paramacrobiotus metropolitanus
Lineage: Eukaryota; Metazoa; Tardigrada; Eutardigrada; Parachela; Macrobiotidae
Product: calcium/calmodulin-dependent protein kinase type II subunit alpha-like
Exons: 4
Coding region: 126-608 (160 amino acids)
Biological process (GO): protein phosphorylation
Molecular function (GO): calmodulin binding; calcium/calmodulin-dependent protein kinase activity
Source: RefSeq, a predicted model, not a curated record